Messenger RNA from Lecanosticta acicola, 2670 nucleotides. The record is from the annotation of a GenBank genome assembly. NCBI's taxonomy places the organism in Eukaryota, Fungi, Ascomycota, Dothideomycetes, Mycosphaerellales, Mycosphaerellaceae.
AUGUCGUCGCAGCCGCAGCCUCCAUCGCGGACUAAUAGCGUUGGUCCGCCGAGCGCCGGGGGGAUGAACGCGCCGCCCGCGACGACUCCAGGCGCGCAGGGAGGACAGAACUCGCAGCAGAAUUUGAAUCAGAUUGUGAGUCGCCCUGCUUUAUUCUCCGUUUGCUGCUGCAUCGCCGCCGCUAGAACACUAUUUACCCCCGUUUGUCGUCCGAACGCGAUUCUUGGCUUUUUCACAUGCUUCCAACCUCCACCCGCACAUUCUAUCCACCUCACGCCACGUCCACCAUGGCGCCUCACCCGAAGCAAUCUCUUCCGUCUGUGCGGAUUGACGAGAUGUUUGAUGACCACCUGUUGUUAUACGACGAUCCGAAAGUGCGUCCAGGUACUUGAGAGUCGGCGCUCGCACGUUCACAUCAACCUCCGUCUAAAUAGCGUACAGCAUCACGACACGCCGUGGAGAACAGCGACAGGACUACGGCUAGCUUGCUGUGACACGACUUGCCCUAUCUUGCGCGCCCACUGAAGUCCGCGAAUAGAGAUACGUUCCAACGUGUCUGAAUGCUGCAUUUGGUUGGAGGACAUCAAGAUCAGCAUGGCUAACAGACCGCCUUGGCAGGUGCUGGAAUACCUCUCCAAGAAAGGCUACUCCCGCACGGAGGCUAUGCUGCGCAAGGAGUCUGCCCAUACCGAUCAAAAUGGCAACCCCAUCGCCACCACCAUCGAUGAACUCGGCGGCAAGAAAUACCUCAAGGCCUUCGAAGCCACCCUCAACUGGAUCGACAACCAGCUUGACAUCUACAAGCCCGAGCUGAAGCGCCUCCUCUGGCCCUUCUUUGUGUAUAGCUUCCUGGCCUGCAUCAACGACUUCUAUGCGCGCGACGGACAGGAGUUCUUCCAGAAAUUCAAGCACCACUUCGAGUCAGAACACCAUGACGAUGUUCGUGCCCUUUCUAACAUCUACGAGCCAGAGCAUGUGCAGGAAAACGAUAUCGCCCAGCUCUACCGUAACAACAAGUACCGACUAUCCCUCAGUAACAUGGCCUAUCAGACAUUGAUUCAAUUUUUGGAAGCCAAGGAGAAUGAUGGUGGCAAGAUCAUCACCGGCAUCAUAGGAGAGAAUAUGGACCUCCGCAGUGUUGACCGAGCCGCUGCUGGUGCAGAGCGUAGCCUUUCCAAACUUCUAUCUCAGCGCGACCAGAGUCAAGAUGCACCGGCAGAGGAUGAAGGCAUUCCGGGUCACAACGCGGGAUCGGCAAACCUGGACCCGAAAGCCCCGGCCGUGCUCUCCAAGCUGUCGCUCGGGCCGAUGCCGAUGGAAAAUGAGCUCAUGGAAGACGUGAAGGCCGAGCUGCAAGACCACGACUCGUCACAUCCCCCAGCCGUCGGACAGAACUCUCUCGUGGACGAAUUUGAACAGACCAUUAAGCGUGAGCCUGUCGACGACGUCGCUCCACGAGAAGCUCUCCCAUUUCCCCCUUCCACCGCACGAGAUGUCGCGAUGGAGGUGCAGAAAGUGAAAGAGAACAGAGAUCGGUUCAGAAUUGAAGGACGCACGGGUGGUGUUGGCCCUGGCGUCAGCGUCACCAUGUUCACAUUCCACAACACAUUCGACAGCAUCAAUUGCAUCGAGUUCUCCGGCGACAAUACUCUCGUCGCAGUUGGCACAGCAGAGUCCUACAUCCGUGUCUGGUCGCUGGACAACCGACCGCUCACAUCGCCUACCGACCCAAAGGAUGCGCAGCCGUCCUCCUCGCGGCGGCUGGUCGGUCACUCUGGUCCAGUUUACGCCCUCUCGUUCUCACCGUCCAUCGCCAUCCCGGAGACAGGCAACAGCGAUAACCUCUCCUCAGACUCACAUCCGCGAUACCUUCUUUCUUGCUCGGCAGACUCGACGAUCCGCCUCUGGUCACUAGAUACAUGGACGAAUCUGGUCAUCUACAGGUCGCACAAUAUGCCCGUCUGGGAUGUACGCUUCUGCCCACAAGGCCACUACUUCCUCUCCUGUUCAGCAGACCGAACCGCACGACUCUGGAGCACCCCGCAGAUCGCACCACUGCGUCUUUUCGUUGGCCACGACUCAGACGUCGAAGCGAUCGCAUGGCACCCCAACUGUGCCUACGUCUUCACCGGCUCUGGCGGCGGAGAUCGCACACUCCGCAUGUGGGACAUCCAGCGCGGACAGGCCGUCCGUCUCUUCACCGGCCACACGGGCAACAUCACCGCUCUCGCCUGCGCUCCGGAUGGCCAAGUCGUCGCCAGCGCCGACGACCGCGGCGAGAUUAUCCUCUGGAACCUCGCCACCGGUCGUCUCGUCAAGCGCAUGCGCGGCCACGGUCGCGGAGGAAUCUGGUCUCUAGACUGGAGCGUCGAAUCCACAGUCCUCAUCUCCGGCGGCGCAGAUGGUACCGUCCGCACCUGGGACGUCCAGCCGAACAAGGACAGCCAGGGCAAAGUCGUCGCGGAAGGUGGUGCGGGCGCGAAGAUUGAUGGCACGGCUACGACUGUCGGAGGCGCCGGUGCGGUCACGAAGGGCAAGACGAAGAAGGAUGUCGUCGUCUCGCCGGAUCAGAUUUCCGCUUUCCCGACCAAGAAGACACCGGUUUAUAGGGUGAAAUUCACGCAGAUGAAUCUGGUCGUUGCCGGGGGUGCGUAUUUGCCUAAUAAUUGA